GCCGCGCCCCCCGGCCUGUGCUCGUCUCCCUCGCGUGACGCCACCACCCCAUUGGCGAGAUAGGGGCACACCAGACAUGCCGGCGUGGCUGCUCACGUGUUCCCUCCCAGCGCGCUCGCCGGCCGGGGCAAGCCGCGCGGGGUGUCGCUUCCACAGUUCCGCCUCCGAGUUCCGAGUAGACGCCAGCCGCUAUUUAUUCAACUCCCCCCGCAGCCGCAACCCCAAGCCCACGCUUCCGUACUCACCCACCUCCCCCGCGCUUCGCCGAGAUCGCUCACGCCUUCGGGUUCAAGCAACUCCACCGCCCAGCGCACCCGCCGGAGCAAUGGGGAGCACGGCGCGCGAGGCGGAGGUGGCCCGCGCCGACUUCCCCGACGGCUUCGUCUUCGGCGUCGCCACCUCCGCGUACCAGAUUGAGGGAGCAAGAAGGGAGGGAGGCAAAGGAGACAGCAUAUGGGAUGUCUUCACAGAAGACAAAGAACGUGUCUUAGAUAGAAGCAAUGGAGAUAUUGCAGUUGAUCAUUACCAUCGAUACAAGGAAGACAUUGAGCUCAUGGCAAGUUUAGGUUUUGGCGCGUACAGAUUUUCUAUAUCUUGGGCUCGUAUAUUUCCUGAUGGCUUGGGGGAAAAGGUCAAUGAGCAAGGAGUUGCCUUCUAUAAUGACCUUAUAAACUUUAUGAUUGCAAAAGGAAUUGAGCCUUAUGCAACUCUGUAUCACUGGGAUCUUCCAAACAAUCUUCAAAAGACUCUGGGUGGCUGGAUUUCUGAAAAGAUUGUGGAUUACUUUGCAUUGUAUGCAGAAGCUUGCUUUGCAAAUUUUGGAGACAGAGUAAAGCGUUGGAUAACAAUCAAUGAGCCUCUCCAAACUGCAGUUAAUGGUUAUGGUAUUGGAGUUUUUGCACCUGGAGGAUGCGAGGGUGAAAUUGCUAGAUGUUACUUGGCUGCCCAUCACCAAAUCUUGGCUCAUGCUGCUGCUGUUGAUGUUUACAGAAGAAAAUUCAAGGCUGCACAAGGUGGUGAAGUAGGCCUGGUCGUUGAUUGUGAAUGGGCAGAACCAUUUUCGGAGAAAGCGGAAGACCAAAUUGCUGCACAACGGAGGAUUGACUUUCAACUUGGAUGGUACCUAGACCCAAUAUAUUUCGGUGAUUACCCAGAAAGCAUGCGUGAGCGGCUGGGCAGUGAUCUUCCAACCUUCUCAGAGAAAGAUAAAAAAUUCAUCAGGAACAAAAUUGAUUUUGUUGGAAUAAACCAUUAUACUUCGAGACUCAUUGCCCAUCAUCAGAAUCCAGAAGAUAUUUAUUUCUAUCAAGUACAGCAAGUGGAGAGAAUAGAAAAAUGGAAUACUGGUGAAAAGAUUGGUGAAAGGGCUGCAUCUGAAUGGCUUUUCAUAGUUCCUUGGGGCCUUCAUAAAUUACUUAAUUAUGUAGCAAAGAAAUAUGAUAAUCCAGCAAUUUAUGUUACUGAGAAUGGCAUGGAUGAGGAAGAUGAUCAGUCCGCAACACUAGAGCAGGUUUUAAAUGACACAACGAGAGUCGGUUACUUCAAAGGAUACCUCGCUUCAGUUGCACAAGCAAUCAAGGACGGAGUUGAUGUUCGUGGAUACUUCGCGUGGUCAUUCUUGGACAACUUUGAGUGGGCUAUGGGCUACACAAAGAGGUUUGGCAUUGUUUAUGUGGAUUACAAGAAUGGGCUCUCCAGGCACCCCAAAGCAUCGGCCCUGUGGUUCUCACGCUUCCUGAAGGGUGAGGCUGCCGAAAACAAAGCUGAUACAAACUGAGCAAACAGCCCGUGGCAAUUAAAGGAACAUUACACAUAUAGUCAGUACAUGUUUCUGCUGUUGUUGUACCUUACAGUGACAGCCACUGCCACUGUAUGUAUCCGUCAUAAUAAUCGCAGAUGCGCUGUGUAGCCUGUCAUUGGUCGAACACCAGUACAAAUGUAGCCUCGAAGGUUCAGAACUUGUCAUCUGAGCACCCCAUGCGUUCGGUAUUGCUGUGCUGUAAUUGUUGUAUCAUUGAUUUGCAAGGUUGUAUUGCCAGUUCCAAAAUUCAUCUGUAUUUCAUA
Molecule: messenger RNA, 2064 nt
Organism: Panicum hallii
Lineage: Eukaryota; Viridiplantae; Streptophyta; Magnoliopsida; Poales; Poaceae
Product: beta-glucosidase 4
Exons: 13
Coding region: 77-1777 (566 amino acids)
Biological process (GO): cellulose catabolic process
Molecular function (GO): beta-glucosidase activity
Source: RefSeq, a predicted model, not a curated record